AUGAAGUCUGAGGCCUUCCCCUCGAUUGUUAGACUUCCGCUGGAGGUUUUGGAGGUCUUCAUUGAUUUCUCCUCAGUUUCAACACAACUUUCGAUUUCUCGCGUAUCUAGGCUAUUCAACUCUUUAACUCUGCGUGCACUAUACCGCAAUAUUUCUCUAUAUUCUCCUGCCGUAGUUGUUGCAUGUUGCCAAACAUUAGCCAGCAACCGUAAUGCUGCAACCACCGUGCGAUCAUUCUUGAUCACCUAUAAUCAUUAUUCUCCGGCUUUGCUUGCUUCGUACUAUACCAUCAUCAAAAAGGCUCUUUGCUCUCUCACCAAUUUGCAUACAUUGAAGUUACUGGUAAACGACCCACACUUCGUCACGCUCCUUAAUCGCUGCAAUUUCCACAGCCUCCGACAUUUCGAGUGUUAUCUUACACCUUCCGCACCAUUAAUCGAUUUCCUCAAUCGGCAUCCUAGAAUUUACUACCUCCAGGUGUCCCCGAACGAGAACACUGCAGACCCUCUCCCUGAUGAUGUCGGUAACAUUAACCUUCCCACUCUGGUACUUCCUCGCCUUCAGUAUUUCUCUGGAAAUGUGCAAAGCGUGCCCUUUCUUUCCAGAACUAACUCUCUGAGGGCGGCCAUCCUAUCCUGGAAUGCCAUGGAGACCGAUCCGGACAUGGCAUUUCAAGCUCUUCAACGUUCGUGCUGCGACGGUCUCAACCUCUUAAGCUGUAGGAGACGAGGCUGGAACCAGGAUUUGAUUGAAUCAAUUUCCAUCCGACUUCCUGAUCUUGUGUCUUUAUUAAUAUCGAACGUGCUACUGGUGGAUGAACCUCUCAGCGACGAUUAUCUUCAAGCUAUAGAAGCAUGUCUACCUCGAUUUACGCAACUUCAACGGCUCCACAUCGUCUGCAUCGAUUAUUUUGAGAUGGGUGAUAUAUCAUCGCCGAUAGAUAAGGAACUUUCAAUUGUCACCACAUGGGGCACCGCGUGUCCAUCUCUUGCAGAGAUUUCACUUCCUCACUCCAAAGGACUCUGUUGGUACAAAAUAGCGGAAAAUGUGUGGAUUCCAGAUCCAAAGCACACGUUAGGAGGAAAAUGGCUAUACGAAACGGUUGUCUUGAAGAGGCACCCUGGAUGGAAGACAAUCGUUGAUAAUCUGGAUGAUAAUCAUCCGUCCAAUUCAGCAGGUAUAGUCAGCGGUGGUGCGUAUACGAAUACCAUAGCCGUGGUUAAGCGCCACUUGGAUGGGUUGAUCAAGAAAGAGGGGUCAGUGCAGAAGAGCACUGCUCACAUUUCAAGGACUAUACAUGAAGACUUGCCGAGUACAAACACUUCACCCCACGAAGAGAAUAGCGAGCGUUGA
Molecule: messenger RNA, 1353 nt
Organism: Psilocybe cubensis
Lineage: Eukaryota; Fungi; Basidiomycota; Agaricomycetes; Agaricales; Agrocybaceae
Exons: 4
Coding region: 1-1353 (450 amino acids)
Source: RefSeq, a predicted model, not a curated record